This is a messenger RNA of Rana temporaria (common frog), 9290 nucleotides long. RefSeq names its product CAP-Gly domain containing linker protein 1 (gene CLIP1). Gene Ontology annotation, biological process: positive regulation of microtubule polymerization; cytoplasmic microtubule organization. Bases 219 to 7211 code for a protein of 2330 amino acids. NCBI's taxonomy places the organism in Eukaryota, Metazoa, Chordata, Amphibia, Anura, Ranidae. The transcript is spliced from 29 exons. Gene Ontology annotation, molecular function: microtubule plus-end binding. Gene Ontology annotation, cellular component: cytoplasm; microtubule plus-end; nucleus. The record is from RefSeq and is a predicted model, not a curated record.
UCCACACAGACUCAGAAGCCCGUGCUCGCGCCUGACUGAGGUGGCCGGGGCUGCGCGCGCGCACUAGGUUCGGUGCCCGGUCCGUGGCAGACCGGAGAGGAAAGGCAGAGGCCGAGGGGAGUAGACGGUUUAAGAUUUUAAUUUGAAACCAAAAAAAUCCAGAUUUAUCAAUGGUUGCAAAAAGAUAACGAUUGGCGAAAGUUGUGAAUUGUGGAAAAAUGAGUUCCCUAAAGCCAAGUGGGCUUAAAGCACCUUCCAGAAUAUCGAAGCCUGGCGCUUUAACUGCUAAAUCUUCUGCUGCUACUGCUGCCCCUCCUCCUGUGAAGGCAGCAGAGAAAGCUGCUAGUGCACCACCUCCAGAUGCUCCUGAAGAGUUUGUAGAUGACUUCAGAGUUGGGGAACAUGUAUGGGUUAAUGGCAACAAGCCUGGAUUUAUCCAGUUCCUUGGUGAGACUCAGUUUGCUCCAGGUCAAUGGGCAGGGAUUGUAUUGGAUGACGCAAUUGGUAAAAAUGAUGGAGCAGUUGCUGGAGUCAGGUAUUUCCAGUGUGAUGCCUUGAGGGGGAUUUUUACAAGACCGUCAAAAUUGUCACGGAAACCACUUGAAGAUGAGAUUAAUGGCACACAAACCCCAUCCAGAGCUACCUCACCAACCUCGGUGUCUUCUGCAAAUGUGUCCCCUGUCCCUGCUGCUGCAGCAACCCCUCUCAAAAGUGCUGCAUCUUCUAAGGAACUUGCUACACCUUCCCAGCUGAGCAACCUCACUCGAACAACAAGUGACUCAAUUUCAAACCUUUCAGAAACGGGAUCAGUCAAAAAAGGGGAACGGGAACUCAAGCUAGGAGACAGAGUUUUAGUAAGCGGUUCAAAAGCCGGAGUUGUGCGGUUUUUGGGCGAAACAGAUUUUGCCAAAGGAGAAUGGUGUGGCGUUGAAUUAGAUGAGCCUUUGGGAAAGAAUGAUGGCGCUGUGGCUGGCACAAGCUCACAGAUCCAGUGGGCGGGGCCCAGCACUCCCGCUGACGUCAGCCGGGGAGGCGGGGGAGAGAGGAGAGAGAGCCGACAGUCAGCUGAGCACCAGGAGCCACGCUUGUAUAGAUAUUUUCAGUGUCAACCAAAAUAUGGCUUAUUUGCACCUGUACAUAAGGUUACACGGAUUGGAUUUCCAUCCACUACUCCAGCUAAAUCCAAAACCACCAUAAGAAAAGUACCCACAACACCUGCCACACCUGCCUCCCUGAAACGCAGUCCAAGCGCAUCCUCUAUUAGCUCAAUGAGCUCAAUCUCAUCUUCUGUGAGCAACAAGCCAAGUCGCACUGGUUUGUUAACAGAAACAUCAUCUCGAUACGCGAGGAAGAUUUCUGGCACUACUGCUCUCCAGGAAGCUCUGAAAGAGAAGCAACAGCAUAUUGAGCAGCUUCUGGCUGAAAGGGACAUGGAGCGAGCUGAGGUGGCCAAAGCAACAAGUCAUGUAGGAGAGGUGGAACAGCAGCUAUCAGUGAUAAGAGACGAUCAUGAUCAGUAUGUCAUGGAAAUGGAGGCUAAGAUGGACCAGCUACGAGCUAUGGUUGAAGCAGCAGACAGAGAAAAGGUUGAACUGCUAAACCAACUAGAAGAAGAGAAAAGGAGAGUUGAAGAUCUUCAAUUCCGUGUUGAAGAAGAGUCUAUUACCAAGGGUGAUUUGGAGACGCAGACCAAACUGGAGCAUGCCCGCAUUAAGGAGCUUGAACAGAGCCUGCUCUUUGAAAAGACCAAAGCUGACAAACUCCAGAGAGAGUUAGAAGACACUAGGCCAAAAUCAAGGCAAGUUUCUGUAAAAGUGGCUACUGUCUCUGAAAAAUCCCAUAUCAUGGAAUUGGAGAAAGACUUGGUGCUAAAAACGAAAGAGGUAGCUGACCUACGUCAUAAACUUGUAGAAUGUAGCAAACAGACUAGCGAUGUGGACACAUCACUUUCGUUGUUGCAAGAAAUAAAUUCUCUACAAGAAAAUAUAGUAGAACUUAACAAGAAGCAUGAGCAAGAGAUUCUGUCCUUCAAAAGCAAGCUUGAGAGUACAAAAGGUGAUUGUGAGAGAGAAGUUGUGUCACUAAAAACCUCAGUAGAAAAGAUAUCUAAAGAAAAUGAGAGCUUGAAAGUAAAGCUCACCCAUGCAAACAAGGAGAAUGCCGAUGGGAUAGAACUUUGGAAAUCAAAAUUGGACUCUGCAUUCAGUUCACAUCAGCAAACGAUGGAGGAGCUGACCCUUUCAUGCAGCAAAGGUGCGCUUACAGGGAACUCUGAAAUAAUUGAACUUAAAGCUAAGAUAGAGAAUCUCAAGAUGGAACACCAAAAAGAAAUUGAACAGCUCAAGUCUAAACAAGAGGCUGAGAGAUCUCAACGCCUUAAAGAGAUAGAUGCUUUGAAGACAAAACUACAGUCUUCUAAUGACGAAAAAGAGUCUGAACUUGAAGCUCUUCAGUCUAAACUGGAUACAGCAGAAGAACAACAUCUAAUAGAAAUAGAGGAGACCUUAACUAAGCUUCAUGAUACAGAAAUCAAGGCAAACGAACUGCAGACACAGUUGAAGGAGCGUAAUGAAACGUUUUCUACCCUAGAAAGCAAUUUACAAACAUUGCUUCAGGCCAAAGAAACCAGUGAGAAGGAAAUGGAGCAUUUGAAAAAAUUAUUGAACUCCUCAACUGAGGAAACCAAGGGUUUCCAAAAAGUUAUACAAGAAACUGCAGGUAAACUAGAUGAGCGAGAAAGACAAUGUGCAGAAAUAACAAAUAAACUGGAGGAAUUGCAGCCCCUUUGUGCUGCACUGGAGAAGAAGGUGAAAGAAGGUGAAGAAAAAGAAGAAAACUUAUUGAAGGCCAAAGCCAACCUUGAACAUCAAAUCUCAGAAAUGAUCCAGUCCUCAGGAGAUAGCUCUGCUCAGCUUUCAAAGUUGAAUGAAGAAUUGCAGUCUAGGGAAAGGAAUUUAGCUGAUCUCCAGACAGAACUGUCAAAAUCCAGAGGAACAGUGAAAACACUACAGGAAGAUAUUGAGAAGCUGGGAACUGAAGCUAAGCAAUGUUCAGUGGAAGCACAGGAAUCUCACCAGUUGGCAAUAAAAGCAAUGGCUUCUGAAAUAGAAGGCCUGAAAUUAAUGGUUGAACAGGUACAGAAUAAAAAUAAAGAAAUGCAAGCUAUGCAUGAAAAGUCCAUUGCAGCUUUAGUCUCCCAACAUCAAACUGCAAUCAAUGAGAUGAAACAGAAUUUGCAGGCGAAAGAGGAACUAUGGAAAGCUGCCCAAACCGCACAAAGCGAAAUGGUCAAACAAAUGGAAGAGUUGCAGCGACAAGCAGAAGAAGCCAAGUCUUUAACAUGUAUGUUAGACUCCAAAAGGAAAGAGGUUGAACUUGUAACAGAAGAGAUGAGGGUUUUGAGAGAGGAAAAGGACAUGCUUGCCCAGGAGGCAAAUGCUUUAAAGCUGGAGAAAGAUUCUCUACUGACAAAGAUUUUAGAGUUUGAAUCUUCUGUUUAUGGAUGCCAGCAAGAGGAAAGCCGGCUGCUGUUACUCAAUGAAGAACUAAAAGCAGUGAAAGAUGGCAUUACAAAUGAGAAGCAGGAUCUUGAAACAAGAUGCAAUGAUUUGAGUAGCACCUCUCAAACAUUAGCACAUGAAAAAGCAAAACUAAUAGCUGAUUUAGACAGUGCUAAAGAAGAGCUUCUUAAAUUUAGCAUGGAUUCUGAGGUCUUGCGGUCUUCUGUUACUGCAAUGGAUGCCAGUAUGUCAGAACUUCAGAAAACCAAUGAUGCUCUGUUUUCCGAUUAUGCAGAGCUGCAAAACAAAUAUCAGAAAAUGCAGGAAAACGAGGUCAAGCUUAAUGAAGAAAAAUUAGUUCUUGCCAGAGAAAAGGAUGAAGUUCUGGAAAUGCUCCAGUGCACAAGAGAAGAACUUGUGAAUAAGCAGAAAUCUAUGGAUGGACUUGAAAUCGAAAAAAACUUGUCGUUGGAGAAGUUUAUAGAAUUGAACGGCAGGCAUUCCAUUUUAGUUGAUAAAAACAUGCAGUUGACCAAAACCAUUGCAGAUGUCCAGUCGGAAAGAGAAAAUCUUUUGAUAUAUCAAAAUAAUCUAAAUGCAGAUAUAGAAAAUGUUUUUAAAGAGAAAGAAAACCUAGCAUCUCUACAUAGUUGUAUGGAAUGUGAACUGAAUGAGGUGAAAUCACAGCUGAAUAAAGCAAUCCAAGAAAAACUAGAAUUGUUGGCUAGAAAAGAUGAAUUACUUCAGACCUGUGCUAUGUUUGAAGAAGAAAAGCAGAAGAUGGAAGUAUAUCAAAAGAACAUCAUAGAUGAAAAGAAUUCUGCUUGCAUGGAAAAGGAAGACCUUAGUCGGAAACUUGUAUCUUUUAAAGAAGACAUGGAUAGGAAGCAAGCAGAAUUUACCAGUGAGGUAUACACCCUUAAAUCGGAAAAGGAAAAUAUUGUAGCAGAAACAUUGGUGCUUGAAAACAAGCUUUCCACUUUAAUUGUUGAGCGUGAUGAGUUAAUGAUUAGAACCACAGGUCUAACUGCUGAAAGGGAUGAACUCUUGCUGACGCAAAAUGACUUAAGCAUGAGUCUUACAGAAUUGCUCCAAGAAAAUGAAAAAAUUGUUGUUAAUUGUAAUGAGUUAACAACUGAAGUAAGAGCAGUUAGAAAAGAACUUGAAAGGGCACAGAAAGAAAAUGAAGAACUUCAGGUCUCCAAGGAAGGUCUUACAAACUUGCUUGAAGGAAUUAAGACCAGUAGUAGUAUAUCGGACUCUGAACGUGUUACCCUUCUACAAGAAAAGGAGAUGUUACUUUCUUCUGAGAGGAAGCAGACAGCAGAAAUAGAGCAUCUGUUAAAGCAAAAUGAGGAGCUUGUGGCUAAAUGUCAGAGGUGCACAGAAGAGGCUCAGCUUGCACAAGACAAACUGACAGGUGACCUUAAUGAUCUAAAAAGUGCAAAGGCAUUGGUGAUGCUACAGAUUUCAGAUUUAGAAACAAAACUUGAAUCCAUGUCUGCAGAGAAUAAUGCCUUUAAGGUGAAAAACACAGAGCUCAAAUCCGAAAAGGAAUUGAUGGUUGGUGACCUAUCCAGCAUGAAGGCCACGUUGGAGUGUUUGGAGUCUGCAAACCUUAUGAUGUUACAAGAGAAAAGCAAUCUGUUAACAAAGAUUGACUCACUAAAUGGGGAUGUCAUGGGAGCAAAUAAACACAUUGAAGAAUUGACUAGAACUAAUAACAGCCUUGCAUUAGAAUUGGAACAAACACAGAAUGACAAAGCUUCUCUCAAAUUAGAGUUUAAUAAUAAUUUAGCAGAAAAAAAGUCUUUGCUUGAGGAUUAUAAUAAAUGUUGUAAUGACAAGGAGUUCUUGACAAAAGAGAAGGAGUGCUUACUGGAAAAAUGCAAUGAAUUGAAUACACACGUUACAAAUUUUGAGCAGAGGUUAAUUGAAGAGAGAGAUACUUUUAGGAAUGAAAAAGAAUGUCUGGAACUAAAAUGUACACAACUCCAGGAAGGUUUGAACAACAUGGAGGAAGAAAAAGAUCAAAUAGUAUUUCAAAGUAAAGAGCUUCAGUGUAAGUAUGACAAACUUUUGGAGCAGAAAGAGAACGUAGAGAAUCUUCUCCACACUCUUACCCAGGAAAGGGAGAGCUUAGAACUCAAGAGCGUCAGACUUUCCUCCAACUUGGAAGAACUAGAGCAGAAUGUUGCUUCUCUAAACAAGUCAAAGGCAGAGCUGCAAGAUUUGUAUAAUGGUGUUUACAAGCAAUUGGAAGAUCUUCGCAGUCGGCAUGAAGUUACAGAAAAGGAGUUUGAAAAGCUGCGUCAAGAGAGGUCUUGUUUGGUAUCCACACAUGAAAACCUAGAAAGCACACAUUCAGCCAUUUUACAAGAAAAGGAGACUACCAUGAAGAAGUGUAACAAUCUGUCCGAACAAGUGGUUUCAUUAACCAGAGACAACUUGGAAGUGUCCGGUCUGGCAGAGCAGCUGAAGGUUCAGUACCAGUCAAUGCUGGAUCAAAAACAGGAACUGAUGUUGAAGUUUGAUGAGCUUCAGGUUGAGAAGAAGAGCCAAGAAGAAAAAAUUCAUGAGGUUUCACAAAUUGCAGAAGAAGCUUGCCAGAAAAUUGAGCAGGUGACUGCAGAGAAAAAUGCACUGUCCAAAGAGAGGGUCGAGACAAUUGCUGCUAUGGAAGAGCUAAAGAAAUUGCACAGUGAUCUACAAAAAGAACUUGAAAGCCUUAGAAAGCAGCAAGAAUCCGCUGCGGAACAAAUAAACAAGACAAAUGGCCUUCUGAAAGGAGAAUGUAUGAAAACAGAAGCUCUCAAGAAAGAGUUGGAAGAGCUGAGGCAGGCAGCAGAGCACAAGUCCCAGCAGUUAGCAGCUCUGCAGGAGGAGAACCUCAAACUUGCAGAGGAGCUUGGAAGGAGCAAAGAGGAAGUAUCAACUAACCAAAAGCUUGAAGAGGAGAGAUCAGUAUUAAAUAACCAACUACUAGAAAUGAAAAAAAGCUUACCCAGUAACACAGUAAGAGAAUCUGUUCUAAAGAAAGAGUUUAAUGAAGAGAAGUCCUCUCUACAGAAGUCUCUCUCCAGUACCAGUGCCUCGGUCACUGAAAAAGACAAAGAACUGGAAAGACUUCGGAAGGAAGUUACAGUACUGCGGGGAGAGAAGGAGUCUGCAAGAAGCUUGCAGUCGGCACUGAAGUCACUGGAGUCUGAAAAAGCCAAGCUGGAAAUAAAGGUGCAGUGCCUGGAGAAGGAACUAAUCGAGAACAAGACACAGCUCAACAAUUUAUCAAACUCAUCGGGUGAUGCCUCAUUCAGCAGCCAGUACCAGGAGGAAAAGACAUCCAUGGAAAGCCAGAUUGAUUUUCUAAAUACGGUAAUUAUUGACCUUCAAAGAAAAAAUGAUGAUUUGAAACUGAAGAUUGAUCGUAUGGUUGAAGCAUCACUAAAUGGGAACAAUGUAGAAGAUUUGGACAACCAUGACAGCUUAAAUGGCACGCAAGCCAAGAAGAAAGUGCCCCCUCGCCUUUUCUGCGAUAUUUGCGAUUGUUUUGACAUGCAUGAUACAGAGGACUGCCCGACACAGACUCAGUUACCUGACUCUCCUCCUCAUUCAAACUUCCAUGGAAACCGAAAAGAAGAGAGACCAUACUGUGACAUCUGUGAGGUGUUUGGCCACUGGACAAGCAGCUGCAAUGAUGAUGAGACCUUUUAACGUCACAAGUCUUUAGUUAUUGGUAUUUACCAACUUCACCAGCAUUUCUUUUUAUUGGCUGAACUCGGACUGAACUUUUUAAAGAAUCAAAUCUGCAUUUGCAUCAUUAUACCAUUUAAGGGCUUGCACAGUGGCCUGCGUUUGAAACCUCAUGCAAUGUUAGAAUUUAUUUUAAGAUUCGCUAUAAGUUAGUACAUGUAUAAUAAUGCUCGGUUUCAUAUUUGCACUAUAAGAUUUACAUAUUUAAAAGGCCUUCAACGUGUGACACUGGAUGUAAUUUACAGAUCAGGCUUUAAUUUUCAUUUUUUUUCUAUCCUUGCUAACAUCAAAAGUGAUGACUAAAUGGGACAAAUAUUGGUAUUGGGGAUCACCACUGCUGCAAAUGCGUUUGAUAAAUAUGGACAAAGCCAUUAAAAAUGAACAAAGAAGAAAGACCGUAUAGUUAACAUAUUUGCCAUAACACAUAUCAGUAUUUACGGGAGUGGAAUAUGACCUAAUUCUACCAUUUUAAACAAUAUAGUAACAGUACAGUGUUGAAACAGAACUGAAGUAUUUAUAUUUUAUUUUUCUAUACAUUUUUCCAAGGUGGGCAGGGGCGAGGUUGGUAUGAUUUGAGCGUAUCGCCUCCUUUCAAACUCUGGUUCAGUCAAUUACAGAAUCUUCCGCCAUGCAGUUGCUGCGUCACAUUGUUUUUCAGCUUUUACUGCUAGUGAGUUAGACGUAUUUUUAGGACAUCUAUAGAUCAAUUAUUUGCAUCAGCAGAAGGAGCUGGAAGGCAAAGUAUGGUAGAGAGACAAAUAAAACCCAAUCAGGAAUUAUCUUUUAUCUCUCUGCACUCGACUACAGAAGUCACUUUCAUUAUAUUUUUCAUGCAUAUCUGUCCCCUGUGUCAGGGAUCGCGCCUUAUGUUGGCACUUAUAUGUAUGGUUAGUUUUACGUAUUUUGGAUCAGAAAGCAAACCAUUUUACUUGUGACUGAAAUCAUCUUUGCAGUUCAGACUUGCCGUAUGUUACAUAAGACAAAGUUACUGUCAGUAAAAACAGUAACCGGAUACAGAAAAUUGAUUUUUACCCUGCCCCUCUUCGCCUCCUUAUUAAUCAGUAAAUUGUGGCGUUCACUAAAAGUAUUAUCUUCAUGCAUUUUUACAUAUUAUGCAGUGCUUGAACUACCCAUGUGUAUGACAGAUUUAUUUUAACUACUCUGGAAUUUGUUCCUGCAUUGGCAUAAUGUUUUUUUGAUUGUUUUUUUUUUUAUAGAGAUUUGCUUAUAGAGGGAGAUUUGCAUCUCGCUGCAGUUACUCCGCCUCUGUGCUCAACAACUGUUGAGCUGAGAUAUAAGCCACAUAGGAAGUGCAUUGAUUUCUGCUGGUAGGCAGACUCACAUUCUUGCAUUGUGAGAAGGAGCAGUAAUGCACAACCAUUGUGUAGCAAAGCAGGAAACUGAGCAUGUGUAUGUGAUGAGCAAAUAUGGCUUGUAUAUCAUUACAAACUAUACUUGGUAGCGAAAAAUACUUUAAUCAUAUUUAAAAAAAAAAGUUUGCAUACAUAAAAAGCAUUAAUAUGCUUGUCAGAUACCUUUUUGGCUUUUCUCAAACUGUAAUGAGCAGUGAUACUACAUGUAUUUAAAUAAAUUUAAAUAACCUCACCUGCUGAUUCUUUUCAGUUUGGUAGCUGGGAAGGCAACAUAAACGCAGGCAAUCUGCAACUUUUGAUCUGCGUGAUUCAGAAUGGAAUAUGCAUGGCCCUACCUGGGCUGCUGCAGGAGGCUACUGCUUUCAGACCAUCAGCCCACCCUUACAAAUCAUAUAUAGGAACCAGGGACAUCAUCUGUUUCAAACUAAGCAGCACUUUAAAAAGAUUUGAAGCCCCUUCAAUUCUGCAUUCCAAACGCCAAUGGGAAUUACAGGGCGGAAGAGAUUGGCAAACACGUCAGUCUGAAACCUCAAGUACAAAUCCAUUUGUGCCUCUGAUACUCUCUCACAAACAAUUUGCGAUGUCAUGCAAAAAUUUUAUUCAAGAAAGAUGAUUAUCAUUUUAAAACGGGAACUGGGUUUUAUAAACCAAGAAUUCUUUAAAACGA